This is a messenger RNA of Kwoniella mangroviensis CBS 8507, 2832 nucleotides long. RefSeq lists its product as uncharacterized. The transcript has 5 exons. Gene Ontology annotation, cellular component: cytoplasm. The coding region runs from base 1 to 2832 and encodes 943 amino acids. The record is from RefSeq and is a predicted model, not a curated record. Lineage: Eukaryota; Fungi; Basidiomycota; Tremellomycetes; Tremellales; Cryptococcaceae. Gene Ontology annotation, biological process: negative regulation of MAPK cascade; protein dephosphorylation. Gene Ontology annotation, molecular function: MAP kinase tyrosine phosphatase activity; protein tyrosine/threonine phosphatase activity; MAP kinase tyrosine/serine/threonine phosphatase activity.
AUGCCAACAGGUAUUGAAAAUCCCGAACGGAUCUCUCAACUUUAUCGAUCAACCCCACCACCACCUCCGGAUGAAUAUGGUCUAUCAACCACAGCAUUCUAUCCCGGAUUCUUAGGAUCAGGUAACAGCUACGAUGAUGAAGAAUUCAACUAUGCCAAUGGAUCACCUAGUUCAAGCUCAUCUUCAAGAUCUUGUUCACCUCGAUUACCUUACUUGGUCGAUUCGCCUAAACCCACUUCGUCUACGUCCACAUCAGCCAAACACCCUUUCUCAUCUCAUUUUCAAAACAAAGCUCCCUCGCCAACGAAGUCCAAGGAGAAAACAGAUGGAUUACUCCCUACCCGUUCGAAAUCCACUCCGUUAGGCUUCGAGAUAGGUCGAGACUCUUCGAAGAGUCCUGUCGGUACGAAGAAGCGACCUGUUCCGCUGAACCUUGAUAAAGCACGAGAUACGGUAGGGCUGGAUGAGGAGAUAGUGAUACAGCGGGAUGGUACCGAGGGGAAUAGACCGUUGACUGCUUGUUCCGUUAUCAGUGAUGGUGCAAGCUCCCUUUCCAACGAACUCCAAGAUCUAUCGCUCCUCCGUAAGACCGUUAGACAGAACCUUAAAGCUAGACCUUUAGAUUCACCUUUACCCGCCUCUGACUCCGAGAAAGAGUCAACUGGAUUCCCCACUCCUGACUAUAUGCGCAACUCUCAUACUCAACAACAACAACAAUCAUUAACUGCAUUCGAAGGUCAAACGAUCUCUGUCGACGAUACAUUGAGGUUACUCCAGACAUCUCCGCAAUUGUUAAUCAUUGAUACUAGACCAUUGGGAUCGUUCCUUGAUUCUCACCUACCCCGCUCUGCCAAUAUUUCUAUACCUUCUCUGAUAUUCAAGAGAUUGAGAAAAUCGCCCGGUGGUCAAGGUUCGACAAACUUGGAAUCUCUAGGAGGUUUCGUAUCUACUCAAGCUGGAAGAUCAAUCUGGGACAAUCUGGAGACUGAUAAACUGCUGGACGUAGUCAUUGUAGGAUCAACAGCAUUGGACGAGUUAGCAAAAGUUUUGUAUGGCAUAAUAAAAGGUCUACUCGAGAUCGGAAACUCGUCGGUCAAGGUCCUUAAAGGUGGUUGGACAAGCGUCGCUACUUCAGCAAAUGCUCAAGAUGUAUUAGUAUGCGGAGAGGAUAGUAUUUCUGCUCGACCGUCUUUAGCGACCUCUUUACCCCCACCGAAAUCAGCUCCAGCAUACGAUAUAUCACCCGUUCCACCCCCAAUCCCACCCUCAUCUCCUCCGAAGGGAAUCAAUCAUCGACCGUCCAUGCCUUCCCUUCGACCUGAGAAUAACAACAGACGUAAUCUACCUUCUUUGUCCAUCACAGGCGGUAAUGCGAACCAUAUGAAUGGACCAUCAACCUCCCGUCGCACUCCUAAACUCAGUUUGAAUCUUGAUAAACCCUUAAAGAGCGCUACGACCGGUUCCUUCAAAUUAGAUCAUGGUCAACCGCCCCCUACACCCAGCGUAAAAUUCAGCGGUCCAAGGUCCAAAUCAGAUCUACUUUCUGUCAAUACUCUUUCUACCAACAACGGUUUAAGAUCCCCUCGAUCACCUGGAUUCACAUUGAAUAUACCGAAGUCGCCCAAUCGAAUAUCCGGAUCUGGUUCGUUCCAGACAUUGUGCCAUGAACAAUCGAAAUUACCUCCUUCACCUAGUAGUUUUGGUGAUGUCAAGCAUUUUGUAGGUGAAGAUGAGGAUCUUCAACAACAACCUAGAACACCAUUACCUGGACAAUCAUGGAACUUUGCCAAAGAUAAAUUAUCAAGUUCUGACUUAGAUCCAGAAGACGGUAAUGGUAGUGGGAAGAAUGGUAUUGCACCAUUUAUUGUAUCUACCAUCUUGCCUUCUUUCCUUUAUCUCGGACCUGAAAUUACCACUGCGGAAGAUGUGAAUUAUCUGAGGAAAUUGGGUAUAAAGAGGAUAUUGAAUGUGGCAAUUGAAUGUAAUGAUGAUUCAAAUCUGAAAUUGAAAGAGAACUUUGAUCAGUAUCGUAGGAUACCUAUGAGGGAUAUUGUGGAAGAGUCGGGAGUUGGGAGGGGAAUGAGGGAAUCUUGUGGAUUUUUAGACGACGCAAGGUUACAUUCCGCCCCAACAUACGUACACUGCAAAGCCGGCAAAUCGCGAUCCGUCACUGUCGUCUUGGCAUACCUAAUUCAUGCUAAUGCGUGGACUCUCAAAACGGCUUAUGCCUACGUGGCAGAACGUCGUAAAGGGAUAUCACCAAAUAUAGGAUUUGUGGCUGAGUUGAUGCAAUUUGAGGAAUCUGAAUUGGGAUUGAAGCAAUCUGGUGGAGUUCAUGGAGACGGCGGGGAUAGUUCAGGAGGAGAGGAAGAGAGGGAAAGGAGGAAAAUGAAUAAUCGUACUAGGGAGAGUUUACCGCCUACUUGGUCGCAUAGUUUGGAUAUUACCUCACAUUAUAAUAGGAAUAGGAUGUCACCCCUUGGCGGCGAUGCGGCUCAUAAUGGAACAGAGGAGAAAGGGAGGGAUGAAGUUGAUGAUGAAGAUGAGGCAGAUAAGAAAAGGAGACAAGUAGGGGAUGAGAGGGAAGUUAGGAAAAAUGGUCAAUGGGUACAUCAUCGAAGAGCUCCAGUGGAUCGGACGACCCUGCAACCCGGCCGACGAGUCUCCAAAGCAGGCUUGGAAUCUCUAAGACCAUUAAAUACAACUUCCAUCACUUCGCCCAAACCUUCGCCGUCGCCUUCGCCAGCCUUGGGAGGUAAUCUGAAGGAGAAUGACAAGAGGAUCAAUCAUUCUGUGACCCCCGCUGGGGAUGGUCCGUUGAAGUGGGUUUGA